CGCGCAGGAGUCGCACGCGUGUUGUGUGUGUGUGUGUGUGUGCGAGUGUCAAUGUGUGAGUAAAUAAUAGACUGUGCUUAUAUUGUGCAACACCUUGAUAUUUGAUUGGAACAAAGUAUACGGUGUAAGAAAAUGCAAACUAAGAACAUAAAUCUCAUCCAGGAGCAAAGAAACAAAGACAUCUGCGAGGAACAAAAAAUGUGUCGCCAAGACGGCAUGGUGUACGAAGCGGUCACGGGCGCUGUCGGUUCCACGUAUCACGGGACGGUGUCAUCGGUGCCGCCGUACAGGAUGCCCCCCGCGCCAGAGGCGGCGCUGCCCGGGGCGCCCGCGCCAAGCGCCCACCCCGCCCUCAACCACUCGGCUAAGUUCCCUAUAGAGCGCGAGGUGAUCCUGUCGUGCGGUGACGUGGCGAAGGUGCCGGCGCUGCAGGCCCGACGCCGGCCCGCCGCCGUCGCGCCCGACACGCCGCCCAAGCCCCACGCUGCCUGGCACGCAGAGAACCAACAAGCUGGAAGUUCCUGUGAAUACAGACAGUACCACGACCAAUAUGGAUACGCAGUAAAUCAGAACCAAAACCAGAAUACUGGAGCAGUGUCACGCAAUGUAAACUAUGACCCAAAACCACCGAUACCAGCCAAGAACACACCCAACAACUCCCACAUCACAGUCACGGUUGAAACAGGAAAAGACAGCACCAGAGACGCGCCUAAAAGCAAUAAAUCAGUCAGCAAAACAUACCACACACUCAAAGACAUGAUAUCUAGUAGGUUUAAGAAAGAUAAUAAUGAUAGUGACAAGAGCAAUGAAGAGCCAAGAUUGAAUAACACAGAGGAACGUAAAAGACCAGAACCCGAAAAUGUAACACCAAGAGAAACGCCAAGGAAGGUGGAACAAGGGAUAUACGGAAGACCCAUGCCACAGAAUCGACCGGAUAUGCAGUACAAUCCAGCGAUGGCAAACAAUAUGGCGUACCACAGUCCCUCCCCACAUAGGCAAAUAAUGCAGCAGCACAUAGUCCAACAACAGAUCAUGAUGAGCCAGGCCAGAUCGCAGGAGAUGCUGGCGUCCCCGCACAGGCAGCAGGCUCUAGGUGCUGACGCGUUGUACCAGCAGUACGGGCCACCGGGGAGAAGAAGUGCGGUCUACCAACGGGACCUUGACGUACGCUCUAUGGCCAACUUCACAUCACUCAAGACUGGACCUCAAUCGCAGUACGAACACUCACAUUCGAGAGCCGACCUCAGAAGUCCACAACAGCUAGAACGAGAAAUCGUCAGACAAAGGGGAUUUAUAGAAGGGAGAAGAGCAUCGUCUCAUCCCCACCUUCUAGACGAACCUCAGCAGAGAUCUGAAGUUAGUUCACCUCAUACACCACAAAUAAACAACAAAUCUAGAAGAAAUUCCCAAGGGAAUCUUCUAGAUGGUCUACCCAAUGAAAACGGUCCACCGAGACAUAAUGACGAAAGAGAAUCGGACGACGGUGGAUUCAGAAUGAGGUUAAAUCAAAGUAGAGCCAGCGCAGAUGAACGAAUUAGAUCGAGCGGUAGAUCUAUAGAGUCACGACUAGAUAGAAGUCAAGAAUACAGAAGAACUCCAGAUAGUCACCGAGAGAGGAGAACACCCGAUAGUCAUAGAGAAAGAAGAACACCGGAUUCUCUAAAUCAGAGACCGAAAGACGAAAGUGAGAAUUUGGACAGAAGUGACAGAACUGAUGAAAACGUUAGCCAAAAAUCUGUGGACAGUGUUUACAACGCGAGUGUCAAACAAGAGAGACACACCCCGCAGCCUUCUUCUUCAAGACAAACGCCAAACCGCAUAGAAGAUCUCAAAUCAGGUGGAAAGAAGGCCAGUGGAUCCGCAGCUAGCUCUGAUUACGACAAGAACGGUGGUCAGUCCUCAAACGUGGACUCCGGGAGAGGCAGCGUCGCGUACUCCAGCGGCCGACGACCGGAAACCAGCAUCCACGACACGUCGGCCGACUCCGACGUCGCGGGCACCAAGCAGCCACAGCCGAGCACCAGCCAGCAGAACCCCGCUCCAGCGGAGAACGAGUGGGCGGACCUGGUGGAGUGCGAGCUCCGUCAAAUCCUGGAGCCGAAGCUGUCCAACAUGAGACUGGACAGCUCCGACAGCUCCGACAGCGACGUCACCCCGCCACUGCCACCAUUGUCCCCAUCGUCGGACAUACACAAGCGGAACAGUCUCCCUGGUCGCUCAUCAGAAUAUCCGGAGGAGCGGCGUCGCGGGCGCGAGUCACCGCGCUGGCACGCGCACUCCCACAAGAAGCACUCCUCCAAACGCGAUCAUCAUUAUAAGAAACACUUAUUCGGUCUCGACACAACCGACAUGACGUCGACCACGACUCGCAGCCUGGACCUAUCGUCGCUGCUGGACGCCCGCUCCGACGCGCGGACAGACAGCGAUGCUUCGGGCGACGCGCGCGCAAUACGCCGCCAGUUGAGAGGGCUGGAGAACAUGUACGCUGAGGUGCUCCAGCUGCUCGGUGUGCGGAAACCAGCGAGACCCACGCCUUGGGAGGCCAGCAGGUUGUCGUCAAAGCGGCGUUACGGCAGCAUGUCGUCGCUACCGUCCAGCUCGGUGAGCAGCCGGCCCGUGCGGGACAAGCGCCGCAGCUCCCAUGAUGGACGGAAAAAACACGAUCUCAAGGGCAUCAACAAGCGGUUCGCCCGCCUGGAGGCGCACGUGGUGACGCUGGCGCGGUCGGUGGCGCACCUGUCCUCCGAGAUGCGCACGCAGCACCUCGUCAUGGCCGAGAUGGACAACAUCCGCGCCGAGAUCGCCGCGCUCAGGCAUAUGUACAAAUCCCAGCAGUACAUCAGGUCUGGUCACCGGCACACGGACCCGUUCUCGUUCAGCAAUCCCGACCGCGUGAAGCGACUCACCAAGUUCUUCGGAGACGAGCCGCCGCUGAUGAGGCUAUUCCUCAAGAAACUCGGAUAUGAGAAAUACGCGGCCCUUCUCGAGAAGGAGAAGGUGGGUGCGGCGGAGCUCCCCUACGUGGGGGAGGACAGACUCCGGGCGCUAGGGGUGCCGCUGGGACCCCGCAUGAGGAUCCUGAAGGAGGCUGGGAUACACCAGGACCUGCAUAUGCAGAGAGACGACAUGAACACUACCACCACUACGCUGGCUAUUGUUUAAACAGUCCAUAUUUACGACCAAAACAAAAUAUUGUACACAAAAGGAGGUACUUAUAAGGAUAAGGUAAAGAUUUUCAUAGAUAUGAAAGAUAAACUUUAUAGACAGCUUAUCAAUAAUUUGCGAAAGCCAACGUUUAGUAGCGUAGUUUGAUGCACUUGUUUACAAAAGACGUGGGAGAGCCAUGUUUCGACACGAAUGGGCCGGCUCGA
Messenger RNA from Aricia agestis (brown argus), 3371 nucleotides. RefSeq lists its product as uncharacterized. Lineage: Eukaryota; Metazoa; Arthropoda; Insecta; Lepidoptera; Lycaenidae. The transcript has 16 exons. The record is from RefSeq and is a predicted model, not a curated record. Gene Ontology annotation, molecular function: protein binding. Bases 133 to 3162 code for a protein of 1009 amino acids.